AAGGCCGGCUGCGGGCGAGGUGCGGCCCGGAUCCUCCACUCGUGUCCAGAGCGCCAUGGCCAAGCAGGCGACGUGCGACGGAGACGCCAGCCUGGAGCUGGAUCAGGAGAAAUAUGACGCCGAUGAGAACGUGAAGAUUAUCUGCCUGGGGGACAGCGCCGUGGGGAAGUCCAAAUUAAUGGAACGCUUUCUCCUGGAUGGAUUCAAGCCUCAGCAGCUCUCCACCUUUGCCCUGACGCUCUACAAAUACACCGCGACUGUGGACGGGAAGACGGUCCUCGUAGACUUCUGGGACACGGCCGGGCAGGAGCGCUUCCAGAGCAUGCACGCGUCCUACUACCAUAAGGCCCACGCCUGUGUCAUGGUUUUCGACGUCCAGAGGAAAGUCACCUACAAGAACCUGAGCAGUUGGUACAAGGAGCUGCGUGAAUUCCGGCCCCGGAUCCCCUGCAUCGUGGUUGCCAACAAGAUUGACGCUGACAUGAAGGUGACUCAGAGAAGCUUCAACUUCCCACAGAAGUUCAACCUGCCCUUCUAUUUUGUGUCUGCCGCAGAUGGCACCAAUGUGGUGAAGAUCUUCAGUGACGCCAUCAAGCUGGCUGUUGCCUACAAACAGAAUUCGGGGGAUUUUAUGGAUGAAGUCCUGAAGGAACUAGAAAAUAUUGAACUGGAGAAGAAAGAGGACGGUUCAUCUGACAAGGAGGAGAAUGGCUCAGAAGAAAGCCCCCCGUCAACCUGAGCCCGGGGAAUAGGAAGACCUCGUCCCGCUCCCUCACGUAGCUAGAGGCUGCUGUUUCCGCAGAGACUUGGGAGAGCGGCACCCCCUGCGUGGAGGUGACCAGCGGCCGUGCAGGAGGGAGGCAGCCUGACUGAGAACAGCCCUGCUGUUCUGGGUUCCUGUGUGGUGGAUGACUGAGAAGACGUCCGGGAGCAGCUUCCUACCCUUGAGAAGGGAGGAGGCACCCUUUGGUGUGAGCUGGACUCACGGAUGCAGCCGGCCCACGUCUUGGGGAGCCCUCAGCACCAGUAGCGGUAGAUGGCAUCCACCUUGAGAAAUCGUUAUUAA
This is a messenger RNA of Elgaria multicarinata webbii, 1066 nucleotides long. It is a transcript of the gene RABL2B, whose product is annotated as RAB, member of RAS oncogene family like 2B. The transcript has 9 exons. NCBI's taxonomy places the organism in Eukaryota, Metazoa, Chordata, Lepidosauria, Squamata, Anguidae. The coding region runs from base 56 to 739 and encodes 227 amino acids. The record is from RefSeq and is a predicted model, not a curated record. Gene Ontology annotation, biological process: regulation of exocytosis. Gene Ontology annotation, molecular function: GTP binding; GTPase activity.